AUGUUUUACACACCGGAAGAAAUUGAGGCUGUCAAUGUACCGAAUAUACAGAAUCUGUUACAGUUAGAUCCCUGGUUAGAACCUUUCAAAUAUGAGAUCAAACGCAGAUAUAAAUGCUUUUUAGACCAUAUGAAGUGGAUAAAUGAUGUUUCUGGUUUGGAAGAGUUUACCCAAGGUUACAAGGAAUUCGGGGUUCAUGUACGUGAUGACGGAUCAAUAUACUGCAAAGAAUGGGCUCCUGGGGCGAAAGAAUUGUACUUGAGAGGAGAUUUUAAUGGUUGGCAGGAAUUCACUCAUCCUUUCAAAAAUGUUGGUUUUGGGAAAUGGGAGUUAACAAUACCAUCUGCCAAUGGUUCACCUGUGAUAAAGCAUCUUUCGAAAAUCAAGCUCUUGGUGGUCGCUCAAGAUGGUCGUCGACUGGAUAGAUUAAGUCCAUGGGCUCCAUAUGUUAAAUGCUUUGAAGGGAAUAUCAUUUAUGACCAAUUAUUGUACAAUCCUUCUGAGAGAUACCAACUUAAAUAUCCACAUCCUCCACGGCCUGAAAGUCUUCGGAUUUACGAGUGUCACAUUGGCAUUUCGUCAUCUGAACCGGUUGUCGCAUCUUAUUCUCAUUUCAAGGAAAAUAUUCUGCCUCGAAUUAAAGACCUAGGUUAUAAUGCAAUUCAGAUAAUGGCGCUAAUGGAACAUGCUUAUUAUGCUUCGUUCGGAUACCAGGUGACUAGCUUCUUUGCUGCCUCAAGUCGCUUUGGCACUCCGGAGGAGCUACGCUCUAUGGUUGAUGAAGCACACCGACUGGGCAUUGUAGUUCUCCUAGAUGUUGUUCAUAGUCAUGCUUCUAAGAAUACAAAUGAUGGUCUCAACCAGUUUGAUGGCACAAAUGCUUGUUAUUUCCAUGAUCUAGGCCGUGGAACUCAUGAAUUAUGGGAUUCUCGUCUAUUCAAUUAUACAGAGUUAGAAGUACUACGCUUCCUUAUGUCAAAUUUACGUUGGUGGAUUGAAGAGUACGGUUUUGAUGGUUUCCGUUUUGAUGGGGUUAUGUCUAUGCUGUAUCAUCAUCAUGGUUUGAUGACCAACUUUUCCGGUCAUUAUGGGGAAUAUUUUGGUUUAUCCGUAGACACAGAAUCAUUUACUUAUUUAAUGUUAGCUAACCAUUUUCUACACGAAAAGUAUCCAUUUAUUAUUACGAUUGCAGAAGAGGUUAGCGGCAUGCCUACUCUGUGUCGUCCAGUUUCCGAAGGUGGCGGUGGAUUCGAUUAUCGAUUAGCUAUGGCUAUUCCUGAUAAAUGGAUUGAGCUUCUAAAGAAAUAUAAAGAUGAAGAUUGGAAUAUGGGUAAUCUCGUCCAUACAUUGACUAAUCGACGUUAUGGUGAACUGAAUAUUGCAUACGCGGAAUGCCAUGAUCAAGCUUUGGUUGGUGAUAAGACAUUAUCCUUUUGGCUUAUGGACAAAGAAAUGUACUUCAGUAUGAGCACUUUAAGCCCUCCAAAUUUAAUUAUCGACCGUGGUAUUGCAUUACACAAGUUAAUACGUUUUAUAACACACACCUUAGGUGGCGAAGGUUAUCUCAACUUUAUGGGUAAUGAAUUUGGUCAUCCUGAAUGGUUGGAUUUCCCAAGAGCUGGGAAUAAUAGUUCCUAUCACUAUGCUCGCCGUCAGUGGAACUUGGUGGAUGAUCCAUUGUUACGUUAUAAAUAUCUAAACAAUUUUGAUAGAGCUAUGCAACAUUUAGAAGAGAAAUAUGGUUGGCUUGCAGCUCCACAGGCCUAUGUUAGUAGAAAGAAUGAAGGCGAUAAAGUUAUUGCGUUUGAACGUGCUGGAGUUUUGUUUGUCUUUAAUUUUCAUCCUACUCAGAGUUUUACGGAUUACAAAAUUGGAGUCGAUGCACCUGGAAAGUAUCAUAUUGUUUUGGAUUCCGACCAAGAGGAAUUUGGUGGCUUUAAACGAAUCGACCAAUCUGUUGAUGUAUUCACCCGCAACGAACCAUGGGAUAAUCGUCGAAAUUGUGUUUUUCUAUAUCUACCAAGCCGUACUUGUAUGGCUUUAGCACUGCAAUAA
This is a messenger RNA of Schistosoma spindalis, 2055 nucleotides long. NCBI's taxonomy places the organism in Eukaryota, Metazoa, Platyhelminthes, Trematoda, Strigeidida, Schistosomatidae. The record is from the annotation of a GenBank genome assembly.